AUGGCUGAACCUGAGGUGGCGGCCGCCGCAGCCGCGGCCAUGGAGACCGAGGCCCCGGAGGCGAACCCUAGCCUGAAGAGGGAGCGGGAGGAGGGGGACGACCCCGCCGCCGGGGCUGCGGCCGAGGAGGCGGAGGAGGCGCCGGCCAAGAAGUCAAAGGUGGAGGAAGAGGCGAAGAAGGCGGAGGAUGUCGCGGGGAACGGGGAGGAAGAGGGGGCCAAAGGAGAGGAAGGGAAGCCCGUCAAGCUGGGGCCGAAGGAGUUCGCCACGGCCGUCGACAUGUUCGACUACUUCUUCGCGCUGCUCCACUCGUGGUCGCCGAACCUUGAGUUCAAUAAGUACGAGCAGAUGGUGUUGGAGGACCUGGUGAAGAAAGGCCACGCUGAGCCCACCAAGAAGAUUGGAUCAGGCGUGGAGGCCUUUGAGAUCCGCAACCACCCGGUGUGGCAGAGCCGCUGUUUCUUCAUCCGCAGGGUCGAUGGGUCCGCUGAUGAUUUCAGCUUCCGCAAGUGCGUCGACAACAUACUCCCUCUCCCCGAGGACCUGAAGGCUGGCAACAAGAAUUCAAACGGCAAGAAGGGUCACCACCACAAGAACGGCGGUGGUAGAGGAGGACGAGGCGGCGGCGGCGGCCGUGGUGGAGGUGGCUUCCGUGGCGGUCGAGGCCGCGGCAGGCGGGGCAACUAG
Messenger RNA from Triticum turgidum subsp. durum (durum wheat), 687 nucleotides. NCBI's taxonomy places the organism in Eukaryota, Viridiplantae, Streptophyta, Magnoliopsida, Poales, Poaceae. The record is from the annotation of a GenBank genome assembly.